AUGAUCUGCACGCCUGUAACACGGUAUGAUGUCUCUCAGUUACAGCACAAAGUCGUACAAAGUGUCAAAGCAUUUCUGAAGCUCUUCACACUGUUCGGCAGUCAGUCGAACGCCUCGACACGAGGGUGUCACUUCUUGCCCGCAAUACCGCCACUGACGAAUAUCCACGCCCUUGUAAAUGGUCUCCACGUAGACGUUCCCACCGAGAUGUGGUGCCCUCGAUUCUCGUUUGAAGAAUGUCCUGCACCGCCGUCAAUACCAAACUCUCAACCAGAGUUUGACGUGAACUCUGCCCCUAACGCCACAGGGACGGUACUGAAGUAUGCGUGCAGUGUUGGGUACUCACCACAGGGGAGUGUCAGGUGUCAAGUAGACGGCACGUGGACUCAGAUGUCCUGCAUUGAAGACUGUCCCAGUCCUCCAGUCAUACCGAAUAGUAAUCAACUAUUUGCUGCAUCAGCUGUCGCUAGAUCCCAGGGAACGUCCUUGCAGUACCAGUGUCAAUCAGGGUUUGUAGCUGAUAAUGGUGUCACAACUAUCACCUGCCAAGAAAGCGCUAUCUGGACAAACAUAGUCUGUAAACCUCUUCGGUCAUGCUCUGAAGUGAAGGCGUGUAACAGUCAGUACGAAGACGGUGACUACUGGAUUUACCCGGCUCCUUAUGGAAGUACAAAGGUGAAAAUCUACUGUCACGGUAUGAGCGGCGGCUCACCCACCGAGUACGUGACGUUGAAUGUGGCAAACAAGGCAUACUAUCCGGCCGAGUCCAACAUAGAAUGUGAGGGAGAGACACCUCCAGGAUGUUCGAAUGGUGGUGGGGAGACGCACUACAACAAAAUUCGUGUCGAUAUUCAGACGAUGGAAGUGAACAGAACAGAAAGGACAUUUGCGACAACAGUUUUUGGCAGGCCACUAAAUUACGGCGAAGCAAAUGAUUGUUACACAAGUCAUUAUGGUGGCGUCAAACGACCAUGUGGACCAAAGGGAACAUUUAAUAUAGACACGACUGGAACCGGUCUGAUUGUCAGAAACACGCUGACGUUUCUUUUAAAUGGUUUGAAUCCUUGGGGACAGGGUGUCGGUAACACGGACGGGACAAAGAUCGACUUACUGUGUGGAGGAUGGCCUGGCGGGUGUUCUCCAAGAGGAGCGAUGACGUUAGAACUCGUAUCGACUGGCAGCACAGUACCAUCCAGUUCUAGUGCAGUCGAUCCGAUUUGUCCCUAGAGUUCGGGAGAUAAAUGAAGAUUGCUUCGCACCAUUACAAUUCUGUUUGGUGAAAUAUUAUCUAAUAAAACAGAUAAAGAAUACAGUGACGUCCAUCCUACCAAGCAAAACACUUUACAUUGAUUCAGCUUUAAAGAGCAUAGGCAUUUAAAUUCUUACAUUAUUUAGAUAUAAAGUCUGGCAGCUUAUUUGCGCCAUAUUGCAUUUUACUGUGGUCUUAUAUCUAUCUCGCAAGAGCGUACUGGUGAAAGAUGAUAACUUCCAGUAAUGAUCACGAUAUCCUGCCACUGCUUCCCAUAGAGUUUUAAUGCUGCAGUCCGAGAUCGAAUGCAGACAACCUUUUGUAAAUACGUCAGAAUCUCUACUACAUUUCCAGUGGCGGAUCUAGAAAAUAAUAUGAGGGGGUGGCUGGAUUGAGAUGGAGUGAACCGGCAGGGGCUGAGCCAUGGUGAAGGAUCCGGAGGCAAAGCCCACUGAAGUUUCGGCAUUCUGGACAUUUAGAUCCUUAUUUCACUGAUUUCUAAUUCUUAAUUAAUAAUUCUAUAAAGUUGAUCAAUUUGUUGCCGUUUUGCUGAUUCACACCAAAAUAUAUAGAAAACGAUUUAAUAUUGUCCUUACCGAUGCCAGCCAUAUUCGGUUCAAUUGUACACCUGAUUGACAACAGGGCGAUGCAUAUUAUGUUCGCUAACGGAAUGGCUUUAUAUACACCUUCCUGAACAAAACUUUGAAGUAAAGGUAAAUGUUUAGAAUGAACAUAACAAAAAUUGCCCAGGAAGGGGGUUGCUAGCCAACCUAUUCACACCCCCCCCCCCCCCCCUCCCGCUGGAUCCGCCACUGAUUUCGCCUAAUCAAAGAACACAGUUUGCUUAUAUUUCUGAUUACACGGUCUAGCUUGUUUUAAUAAUCUAUAUAAAGGUCAUUUAGGGCUAGAGGAUACUGGGUUCGUAGCUCAGUGUCGACUCUAGCAAACAGCGCAUACACCACUAGGCUUGAAUAGACUGUGCUAGGUUUCUUGCCAUUGUAAGAUGUUUUCGAAUAGCAGAGGCCUUUUAACUACUGAAAUUACAUACUAAAUAAAACAUUUUUUAAUUACACUAACAAUGUCUAAAACACUCAAUUUGUUUCUGGUCCUUCUUGUUUUUGUAUAAUCUUAAUCUUCAUUUUACCUCAGAAUAUUUAAUUGUUUUAACGUACGAAAUUUA
Molecule: messenger RNA, 2429 nt
Organism: Gigantopelta aegis
Lineage: Eukaryota; Metazoa; Mollusca; Gastropoda; Neomphalida; Peltospiridae
Exons: 7
Coding region: 1-1227 (408 amino acids)
Molecular function (GO): zinc ion binding; metalloendopeptidase activity
Source: RefSeq, a predicted model, not a curated record